Messenger RNA from Mesocricetus auratus (golden hamster), 4067 nucleotides. RefSeq names its product ring finger protein 168 (gene Rnf168). The record is from RefSeq and is a predicted model, not a curated record. Gene Ontology annotation, biological process: double-strand break repair; protein ubiquitination. Lineage: Eukaryota; Metazoa; Chordata; Mammalia; Rodentia; Cricetidae. The transcript has 6 exons. Gene Ontology annotation, cellular component: site of double-strand break; nucleus. Gene Ontology annotation, molecular function: ubiquitin-protein transferase activity; nucleosome binding. Bases 706 to 2403 code for a protein of 565 amino acids.
ACACCGGUGGAACUGUGACCAGCAGAUAGGGCUCAACUGCGCGCGCAGCUCCCGGAAGUCCCGCCCAAUUGAGUGGUUCCUUGGGUAAGAAGUGCCGUUUUGGCGGGGAAUUGUGACGUGUGUAGAUCAUGUGUACCUGCUCCUGCGGCUGCCAAUGAACUGGUCGGCGGGACAGCGAAUCUGAUCGUCUGGGUCUCGGGACCCUGGGGAACCGCGAGGCUACCAGAAGCGGGAGUGUGGGAACUGGAGGGCUGCCUCCGCCGCAACGGCGAGACGGAAGUCUAGCGGCCGCCCGAGCCCGGCUUCCUGGCGGUACGCGGUGCUCUCGGAGCGGCAGUCCCCGGGCUUCUGGGCCUGGCAGGCCCGGAGGCCUGGCGCGAAGAGGCGGGUCCUCACCCGGUGAGAAGGGGAGCUGGAGCCGACUGUCUGCAGCGCGGGGAGCCGGAACCACUCACCGGCCCGAGACCGCCGCGCUCUCGAAGGAACGUUCAUUCAUUCCCUUGCUGGACGCAGGGCAUAACUGUUCGCCUGACAUCUCGGCGCCUGUCUGCCUCGGGCCUGGGGAAGUUCAGCCUGUCUGGAUUCCAGUACGCUGCUUGCAUGUCCGAAUAAAAACUAAACCGCUCGUUGACUUUCUCCGUACUGUGUUUAGCCGGAAGACUGGUUUCUUCUAGCUGUUGACAUAGGCCUCGUUAGCGUCUGAAGAUGGCUGAAUCCAAAGAAACCAUCCCUUCCUUAGGAGAAUGUCAGUGCGGCAUCUGUAUGGAAAUCCUACUAGAGCCGGUAACCCUUCCUUGCAACCACACGCUCUGUAACCCCUGCUUCCAAUCCACUGUUGAAAAGGCCAACCUGUGCUGUCCCUUCUGUCGCCGACGGGUCUCUUCGUGGACUCGGUACCAUACCCGAAGAAAUUCUCUUGUCAAUAGAGACCUGUGGGAGAUUAUUCAAAAACACUAUGCAAACGAGUGCAAGCUUAGAGCCUCUGGGCAGGAAUCAAAGGAAAUCAUUGAUGACUACCAGCCAGUUCGUCUGUUAAGUAAACCUGGGGAGUUGAGACGAGAAUAUGAAGAGGAGAUAAGUAAGGUGGAGGCUGAACGACAAGCCAGCAAGGAAGAAGAAAAUAAAGCCAGUGAGGAAUACAUACAGAGAUUGCUGGCAGAGGAGGAGGCGGAGGAAAAGAGACGGACGCAGAAGAGGAGAAGUGAGAUGGAGGAGCAGCUGAAAGGCGAUGAAGAGCUGGCAAGGAGGCUCAGCGUCAGCAUCAACAGUAACUACGAGAAAAAUAUCUUGGCUUCUCCUUCGAGUUCCAGAAAAUCUGAUGCAGUCACAAACAAGUCACAAAAGAAAAAUACAAACAAACAAAAGAACUUUGGAGAUAUUCAAAAAUAUUUGUCACCUAAAUUGAAGUCUGGGUCAGCAUGGCCAUGUGAAGCUGUAUGUGGAGAAGAUAAAAGCUGCUUAUCUAAGGAAAUUGACAGUAGUGACAUGAAGAGCCCUGUGUGGCAAGACACAGAAAUUGAAAAAGAUAUGCCAACACUUUCUCCUCAGAUAUGCCUAGAAACCCAAGAACAAGGUUCAGAGUCUUUGGCAGAGUCACCUGUGCCAUGGUUACGUGUCAGUGAUGCCGAACAGUGCCUUGAAGGAACAGUUGAGACACUAUCAACCAAUCAUGAUGAUUUAUGUGUUGUAAAUCAUGAGGGAUCUAAAGCCAAAGUUUCCUACUCUAAUGAAGCUACAGUUAAGCCUUCUGGUAAAAUAGAAAAUGAAGAAUGCUCUGUGUCAGGUAUGGCCCAGUUAGCUGGCGGUAACAGAGUUCCAGAAAGUAGAGUACCUCAUCUAGUAGUUGGAAAAGAGAUUUCCGAAAAAGAAAACCAGGAGUCUGUGUCUGAAGUAGUCAUGGAUCCAUGCUUUUCUGCAAAAAGAAGGAAAGUGGUCCUCAAAUCAUCAGAUCAAGAAGAAACAGAAGUGAAUUUUACACAAAAACUGAUAGAUUUGGAACACAGGCUUUUUGAGAGACAUAAGCAAGAAGAACAGGACCGAUUGUUAGCAUUACAGCUUCAGAAAGAGGUAGACAAAGAACCGAUGAUGCUUAACCGACAAAAAGGAUCCCCAAAUCAGUACCAGUUGCGCACAUCUUCACCACCAGACAGGCUGCUGAGUAAACAGAGGAAGAAUUCCAAAGAUAGGAACUCUGCAAAGCCCACUAAUUCAGAGAGGUCCAAAUCUCAGAGGAGCACAAAAGAUGAAUAUUGGCAACCCUUUAAAAGCACAUGGAAGGAGUCAGUUAAUGGAAGAAAGAUGCCAAGUUCUACUAAAGAUGAUUGUAGUAAUGUAUCUAAGCGCACUUAUUCCCUACAGUCUAGUAAUUCACAGAAAAGUAUUAUCCAGAUGUUUCAGCGAUAAACCAAGCAAAGCAUGGCUAAAGAGAGUGUCUUGUAAUCCAGUAAAGCUGUAUUGUAAAGCUAUCUCUUUCCCAUCAUAAAACUUUGAGAUGUCAUUAACUUCUGCUCAGCAAGCACGCUUACUCACUUUUCUAAGGGGUGAUUACAAAGGAAGAGUACAAAUAUGUAGACUUUUCUGCAAAAGUCAGUGGCAAGGAAAGGUCCUUAAGAAUUGUUUGUGUUGUCAGUACUGCUAUGUUGUAAUUGCAGCAGUCUUUACAAGUAUAAAAUGCCUAGGUGGGACAUCUUCAGGUGCCAUGAAUGGGUAAGGAAUCCGCAAGGGUAUUUUCCAUAACACUAAAGUAGUUUAUUCCCAUACCUGCUUUAAGCAUUCUAGCAUUUCCUUUGGUUUAAGAUGGACUAGGAUCUACAUCAAGUAAUUGACCAAAGGGCUACUAGGUGGUUAACACAGAAGGAUUUAAGAGUGGGAUGGGACUGAGUGGUGGGUUGGCAGUUAGGGGUCACUGGAACUGUAACCAGAAACUGGGUCUAGAAUAGGCACUGGAUUUCUUGUGGCACAACAUGAACCCUUCUUUUUUUGGGGGGUGGUUUCCAGACAGGGUUUCUCUGUAUUGUAAUGGAGCCUGUCCUGGAACUCGGUAGACCAGGCUUGGCCUCGAACUCACAGAGACCAGCCUGCCUCUGCCUCCCGAGUACUGGGAUUAAAGGCGUGCGCCACCAACGCCCAGCUCCAUGAACCCUUCUUUAGGUGCCAAAAAAUAUUUUGGGUUUUCAGCUUUUACAUCAUGGUAUCUUGGCAAAUAUUGGGAUAUUUCUACUGAUCUCUUCUAGAAAAAAGGAAAUCUACUGCAGGAAAAUUAUACUGUAGGCUUCUGUUGCACACUGUCAAUAACCACCCUUAUUGUUUACUGGCUCAUACUUUUUGUUUGUGUGCAGAGAUGGAAAGUGGUAUGUGGGGUUUUCCCAGGCUUCCCCUGAAAGGUAAUUCAAAGAAAACUGACUUAAUCUUAGGAAGUUUAACUUUACUAUUAUCUUUCCACUAGUAUCUGGUAUCCUGACAUCCAUAUACUGUGAACAUAAUGAACUGCCCUGGUACAGAGUUUGGCUUGAUCCACAUUUUUGUCAUUUGAGCUUUUUCUUCCAAGUUUUGAGAUUGUUUUUAUGUUUAUCUUGGCAAAUUUUUUUCUAAGAGCAAUUUAACUUGAUGCUUUAAGUGUUGGAACACCACAUUAAAAGCUAUCACAUUGAAUCUUUGUGGAAUAUUUCAUGACCAAAAGGAAAAAGAAAAAGAGGAGUGAUAUGGUUAGAAUUUAUGUACUUCUCCACCAGCUUGCCCAGGGGGAAGUCAUCUUGAUUGAAGUUGGUUUUGAGAUUUGUCAUUUCUCUUUUAGCCUUUCUGUUAUUCCUAUUGUUUAUGCCUUUAUGUUAGAAAGUAUUACAUUUUUCAUUGGUCAUUGGUGAACUGUUGUUUUCCUCAUCUUUGUGGAAAACAUUUAAUUUUAUCAGAAUACUAAAGCUGUGCAGAUGUUAGAAAUAAAAUUUAAAAGAGACUGGGCAUGGUGGUACAUGCCUAACUAAUUUCAGUGCUUGGGAGGCAGAGGCAGUGGCAUCUCUGAGUUCUAAAUAUAUAUAUAUUUCAUUGAUUAAAAGAAUGAUUAAUAAAAA